Molecule: messenger RNA, 1350 nt
Organism: Aspergillus pseudotamarii
Lineage: Eukaryota; Fungi; Ascomycota; Eurotiomycetes; Eurotiales; Aspergillaceae
Product: RGase E
Exons: 4
Coding region: 1-1350 (449 amino acids)
Biological process (GO): carbohydrate metabolic process
Molecular function (GO): polygalacturonase activity
Source: RefSeq, a predicted model, not a curated record
AUGCCGUCGAAACCAUUCUCUGUUUUUUCGUCCUUUCUGCUCCUCGUUGCUACCGUCCAGGGUCAACUAUCGGGCUCCGUCGGUCCCUCUACCUCCCAUUCGGACAAGGCAGCAGUGAAGACCUGUAACGUCCUUGACUAUGGCGCGACCAAUGACAACACAACCGAUGUUGGGCAACCCAUCAUGGAUGCCUUCGAGGACUGUGGAUCCGGGGGCGUCAUAUACAUCCCAGAGGGAGACUAUCUGCUGCAAGAAUGGGUUUCUCUCGAAAAUGGCACCGCUUUCGCAAUCCAGUUAGACGGGGUGAUCUACCGAAACGGAACCACGACCUCUCAAGGGUAUAUGUUUGGUAUCUCUGGCGGCAGUGACUUUGAACUGUAUAGUAGUACGUCGAAGGGAGCAAUCCAAGGUAGUGGAUAUCUGUAUCACAUGAACGGACAGUUUACGGCACCAAGAUUGCUUCAUAUAUCUGGAGUGUCGGAUUGGUCGGUUCACGAUAUCGCUUUGGUUGACGCACCUAUGUUCCAUUUCGUCAUUGAUGAUGGAAGCAAUGGGGAGGUUUAUAACAUGGCUAUUCGCGGAGGGAACUCUGGUGGUCUCGAUGGAAUUGAUGUGUCUGGGGAUAAUAUUUGGAUUCAUGAUGUCAUGGUGACAAACAAGGACGAAUGUGUCACGGUCAAGACUGGCUCCCACAACUUCCAGAUCGAAAACAUAUACUGCAAUUGGAGUGGUGGGUGUGCUAUGGGCUCGUUAGGUAGCGGAACGAAUGUCAGCAACAUUGUCUACCGCAAUGUUUAUACAUGGAACUCGAAUCAGAUGUACAUGAUUAAGAGCAAUGGCGGCGACGGCGAAGUGUCGAAUGUUCUGUUUGAAAACUUCAUUGGACACGGAAAUGCCUACUCGCUCGACCUUGACAGUGAGUGGAGCAGCAUGGAUACCAUUGACGGUGACGGGAUCUUCUAUCAUAACAUAACAUUUAAGAACUGGAAGGGUACUGAGUCAGAUGGCCAAACACGACCACCAAUUCGGGUCAUCUGCCCAGACGCCACACCCUGCACAGAUAUCACCAUUGAGGACGUCGACCUCUGGACAGAAGACGGGGACUCUGAGACCUAUGUCUGUAAAAAUGCAUAUGGUUCCGGUGCGUGCAUCAAGAGUGAUUCUUCUUCCACGGCUACAUACGCAAGUACAGCUACGGUGACCGCUGCACCUACUGGCUAUUCAGCCACGACUAUGGCAGCGGACUUGACAAGUGCUUUCGGAACUGAUGCCUCUAUCCCCAUCCCAACUAUUCCGACUUCGUUUUACCCUGGAGCAACGCCAUACAGUGCCCUCGCGGGUAGUUCGUAA